Entelurus aequoreus (snake pipefish) is the source of this 2738-nucleotide messenger RNA. Its product is annotated as rabphilin-3A-like. Gene Ontology annotation, molecular function: small GTPase binding. Gene Ontology annotation, cellular component: membrane. NCBI's taxonomy places the organism in Eukaryota, Metazoa, Chordata, Actinopteri, Syngnathiformes, Syngnathidae. The coding region runs from base 656 to 2518 and encodes 620 amino acids. The transcript is spliced from 19 exons. The record is from RefSeq and is a predicted model, not a curated record. Gene Ontology annotation, biological process: intracellular protein transport.
CGUUGUUUAAAAUAAAAGUUAAAAUUGUAGAGUGUUUCGGGUCACAAUAUUUCCGUUAACAAAGCAAAAACGGUCAUUUUCGACAUGUGGAGCGUUGUGCUUAUUUUCGUUAGGUGGCGCAAUUCCUCUACAGUAGACUUCCUUGAGUCGCAAGGCGGUGAACCUAUUAAAGUCGUUUUCAUAGACUAUUGUCAGAAUUGUAACAUUAGUUUUGUAAUUGUGCGUCGACGCUCGUGUAUGUAUGUUUAAUUUCCAAAAUUGAUCACGUAGUGAUUGUUGCCUUACUUUCGUAGAUGAACAUAAUAAAUAGGAACUAAAUGGCGCGCUUUAUGGGGGCCAAUGUAACCCCCCCCCCCCCCGUGGGCUGUUCCAGAUACAUUCGCAUCAGGUGACGACUGUCCACUUAAGCAGUAGUGUUAUCACUUCACAUCCAGGGGUUUCCUUCCCAGUGAAUCAAGGGCUUUGCCAUCCUUCACGCUGAAAAAAGAAGACUAGUUCCCACGCACACACAGAAAGAGAAAGAGAGAAACCCUGGCUUCCGGUGACAGGCACCAUGCGCAUUGACUGACUCCCCAAGACCUGCACAUUGUCAUCCAGUCCGCAACGGAGACGCGUAGAAGCCUGGCAGCAAUCCUCAGAAUGUGUUAGUGGUGCCAUGACUGAGACUGUGAUGAGCAGCAGCUCAGAUCGCUGGGUGUCCAACGACAGGCAGGGAACCAUGCACGCUAGUGAUAAAGAGCAGGGCAACUGGACCAUGCAGCCAAGCCCUGGUCCUGGCUCCACUGCUCCAGAGCUGACAGAUGAAGAAAAAGAAAUUAUAAACAAUGUGAUCGCCCGUGCUGAGAAAAUGGAGGUCAUGGAGCAGGAGAGGAUUGGGCGCUUAAUAAACCGCUUGGAUGACAUGAAGAAGACUGUGUGUGGGGAUGGACUCUCCCGCUGUGUGCUUUGCGGGGAGCAGCUGGGCACACCUGGAGUCAGCUCAGUGGUGUGUGAGGACUGCAAAAAGAACAUGUGUACUAAGUGUGGCACUCAGUGCGGCAGCAGGCCACGUGCUGUGUGGUUGUGCAAAAUCUGCAGGGAACAGCGAGAGGUGUGGAAGAGGUCUGGUGCCUGGUUCUUUAAAGGAUUCCCUAAACAAUUCCUUCCUGCGCCCAUGCCGUUAUCCAAACCGAAAGCAGCAGAGCUCAAAGGGCCAAAAGCUUUCGAACCCAAGGAGGAAGCAACUCAACAACCUGGAGCGGAGCCAAAGGGCCGUGCGGGUUACCCACCUGUGGCCCCUAAGCCCUCGGCUGGGCGAAUGACCACAGGCAGUGCUGGCCCUGAAGAGGCUGGGCAGGCAAGCCCUGUGGCGAUGAAGAGGAUGGUACCUGUUCAAAGCACCAGACCGCAGCCUAGUGUCACACCCUCUGUGGCUCCACAGGGCACCGUGGGACGAGAUGGAGGCGCUUACUCUUCUGGUGCAAUCCCUUCAGAGCAGAGAGCGCCUCCUGCUGUAGGACAGGAGAGGAGGCAGCCGGCGGCCUACAGUGCUCCUCCCACUCGACAUCAACCUCCUCCGCCUGAGGAGGAAGAAGACGUCAACGACUAUGACUCUGAUGAAGCCACCACUCUGGGCUCUCUGGAGUUCAGUCUGAUGUACGAUCAGGAGAGCAACAGCCUUCACUGUAGCAUCCUCAAAGCAAAGGGCUUGAAACCAAUGGAUUCAAAUGGACUGGCAGAUCCUUAUGUCAAGCUUCACCUGCUUCCUGGGGCAAGCAAGUCAACAAAGCUGCGCACAAAAACCUUGAGGAACACUCGCAACCCGGCGUGGAAUGAGACACUCACCUACCAUGGCUUGACCGAUGAAGACAUGCAGCGCAAGACCCUCAGGCUGUCCGUGUGCGACGAGGACAAGUUUGGCCACAAUGAGUUCAUUGGGGAGACCCGAGUGGCGCUGAAGAAGCUGAAGCUGAACCAGAAGAAAAACUUUAACGUGUGUCUGGAGAGAGUUGUCCCUACAAAGAGAACUGCAACAGCCGGUGGAGCUCGAGGCAUCUCUCUCUACGAAGAUGAGUCUGCAAAAGAUGGCGGAGAGGUUGAGGAACGCGGUCGCGUCCUCAUCUACCUUAUGUACAGCACCCAACAAAACCGCCUCAUUGUGGGUGUUGUGCGCUGCGUUCAUUUGGCCGCUAUGGAUGCUAAUGGAUACUCUGACCCCUAUGUCAAAAUAGUUCUGAAACCUGACAUGGGGAAAAAGGGCAAGUGCAAAACUCAGAUCAAGAAAAAGACUUUAAACCCAGAGUUUAAUGAGGAAUUCAGCUUUGACAUUAAACACAGUGAACUGGCCAAGAAGACCUUGGACGUCUCCGUGUGGGAUUAUGACAUCGGGAAGUCCAACGACUACAUAGGUGGCUGUCAGCUAGGCAUCACUGCCAAAGGAGAGCGGCUAAAACACUGGUAUGAGUGUUUGAAGAACAAGGACAAGAAGAUUGAGCGCUGGCACACCUUGGUGAACGAAAACCACACCGCUAGUGAUUAACAACCUGUAACAAACACAGCAUGAGCUAAAAACAUCCUCUUAUGGUCUGUAUUCACUUCCUUGUGCACCUUUUCUAUACGGCAUUCUUUUGAUUUGAUUUCACUCGACAGUUGACACUGCUCUUAAUCGAUACUCAAUCCACCGAGGCUAUGUCCACAGACACACAUGUAAUUUUAAAAACAGACUCCAGGGUAAAAAAAAAAAAAAAAAAAAAAUCAAA